UCCCCAUCUCGAAUGUUUCUUGUCACUGUCACGACCAGAACACAGGGUUGGACCCAAAUGCACGACUUGGGAGACGCAGAGGCAGUUCGGGAAAAGUGUUUAUUCGGUCCAGUGUCGGGGAUCAGGCAAGGAGUCAACGGGAGCAGCAGUAACAAAAAUAUCAGGCGUAGGAAGCAGGUCAGUGGACAGGCAGGAGUGGGUACACAGGAGAUCAGGAACAGGAUUACGAGAGUGCGGGAACGAGGCAUGAAGCAACGAUCUGGCAAAGGCCAGACCGUACGUGUGGUUCGUUAUAACUGGGACAUAAUUACUAGAGACGAGGCGCAGGUGUGCGCCUCCACUGAAUGCGGCAGGUGUGUGCCACCUCGGGGACCGGUACGGCCAGGACAGGGACUGGCAGGGCCAUGACAGUCACCUUCUCUCAGGGAGAAGAUGCCGUUCCACCACGUGACGGCGGGCCUGCUGUACAAAGGCAACUACCUGAGUCGCUCGCUCUCGGAGGGCGACGGCGACGUGCUGGCCAGCAUCUCCGUGGAGGAACUCCACGAGAUCCGGGAAGCCUUCGAGGUUCUGGAUCGCGACGGCAACGGUUUCAUCUCCAAGCAGGAGCUGGGCAUGGCCAUGCGCUCGCUGGGCUACAUGCCCAGCGAAGUGGAGCUCGCCAUCAUCAUGCAGCGGCUUGACAUGGACGGUGACGGCCAAGUGGACUUUGAGGAGUUCAUGACCAUCCUUGGACCAAAACUCCUCUCUUCCGAAAGCAGAGAAGGUUUCCUGGGCAGCACCAUAGACACCAUCUUCUGGCAGUUCGACAUGCAGAGGAUCACGCUGGAGGAGCUGAAGCACGUCCUCUUCUACGCCUUCCGAGACCACCUGACCAUGAAGGACAUUGAGAACAUCAUCAUCAACGAGGAGGAAAGCCUCAAGGAGAACGCGGGAAACUGCCAGACCGAAUUUGAAGGAGUCCACCCGUCCAAGAAGAACCGUCAGACGUGUGUAAGGAAGAGCCUGAUCUGCGCCUUCGCCAUGGCGUUCAUCAUCAGCGUCAUGCUGAUCGCAGCCAAUCAGAUGCUGAGGAACGGCAUGGAGUAGCCACGCCCACUGUGACGCAUGCGCACACACACACGGAGUUCUUUUGAUUUUUUUUUUUUUUUUUU
Molecule: messenger RNA, 1154 nt
Organism: Syngnathoides biaculeatus (alligator pipefish)
Lineage: Eukaryota; Metazoa; Chordata; Actinopteri; Syngnathiformes; Syngnathidae
Gene: caln1
Product: calneuron 1
Exons: 6
Coding region: 433-1089 (218 amino acids)
Molecular function (GO): calcium ion binding
Source: RefSeq, a predicted model, not a curated record